UAAAUUUAUUAAUUUUAGCGUAAUUAAAUGGGUUUUCAAAUAUACAAGAAGAACAGAAGGAACAAACGGAGUAUCGGACGAUCAAAGAAGAGGAAGAGCUUAUGGAACAGAGCAGCAAACUUCACAUAGUAGCGUUUCCAUGGCUAGCCAUGGGACAUCUCAUACCAUUUCUCAGAUUCUCCAAGAUCUUAGCUCAAAGGGGUCACAAAAUUUACUUCGUUUCAACGCCAAGAAACAUCGAUAGGCUUCACAGAUCACCCCAAAAGCUAUCCUCUAACAUUUCCCUGAUAUCCUUUCCCUUACCUUCCAUGCCUGGCCUACCGCCCAGUGCAGAGAAUACCAGUGACAUACCCUACUCUAAACAACAGUUGCUAAAGAAGGCCUUUGAUCUGCUUGAACAGCAGCUAACCACUUUCCUUCAAUCCACAAAACCAGACUGGGUUAUUUACGAUUACCCCUCUCACUGGCUGCCGUCUAUAGCCGCCGACCUCGGUAUCUCAACCGCCUUCUUUAGUCUCUUCACCGCCGCAGCACUGACCUUUGUAGGCCCGCCGUCGAUGUUGAUGCACGAUGGAGAUUCACGGUCGGCAGCCGAGGAUUUCACGGUCGUGCCCAAGUGGGUUCCUUUCGAGUCAAACGUGAUGUAUCGCAUCCAUGAGGUUACGAAGUAUGUGGAGAAAACGAAAGAGGAUGAAACAGGACCAAAUGACACUGUUCGGUUUGGCUUUGCUGUUGGAAAGGCUGAUCUCGUUAUUAUUAGAAGCUCACCAGAGCUUGAACCGGAAUGGUUCGACCUUCUUGGCCAGCUGUGCGAAAAACCGAUUAUUCCACUGGGUUUCUUGCCUCCACUAGAAGAAGAAGAAGAAGAUAAUAGUGGUAGGGAAUGGGCGUAUAUUAAAGAAUGGCUAGAUAAAAAGGAAGCCGAGUCAGUAGUUUAUGUUGCUCUAGGUACCGAGGGUGCUCUGAGUCAAGAAGAAGUGAGCGAGUUGGCUUUUGGGUUGGAGAAGUCGAGAUCGCCUUUCUUUUGGGCACUCAAGAGCUCACCAGGGUCAACUCAGAACGUGUUGGAGAUGCUACCAGAUGGGUUCGAAGAGCGAGUUAAGCAUCAAGGGAUUAUUUACAAGGAGUGGGCUCCACAAGUGAAGAUACUGGGUCACAAGUCAGUUGGGGUAUUCUUGACUCACUGUGGUUGGAACUCAGUUGUCGAAGGACUUUCGUUUGGCAGGGUUUUGAUUAUGUUUCCAAUGCUAAAUGACCAAGGGCUCAACGCCAGGCUGUUACAAGGGAAAAACCUUGGGUUAGAGAUACCAAGGAACCAGCUAGAUGGGGCUUUUACAUCCGAUUCAGUGGCCGAAUUACUGAGAAAGGAUAAGAUUGAUGGCUCGCCCAAUACGAAGAAGAUAAGAGGCCUGCUUGGAGACAGGAAUAGGAACAAUCAACUUGCGGCAGCAGUUGUUCAUUAUCUCGAAGAGGGCAGGACGUCCAGGUUACAGGCCUGCUAAGUGAUUUUGCUUGCAAUUUUUCAAUAUCGGAUUCUCUGUUUAAUAAAAUGUUGUUUUGAAAUGAUUAAUAAUGAAUUUAAUUUUUCUUUUGUUCCUUA
Messenger RNA from Hevea brasiliensis (rubber tree), 1600 nucleotides. Its product is annotated as UDP-glycosyltransferase 91C1. Gene Ontology annotation, molecular function: UDP-glycosyltransferase activity. The record is from RefSeq and is a predicted model, not a curated record. NCBI's taxonomy places the organism in Eukaryota, Viridiplantae, Streptophyta, Magnoliopsida, Malpighiales, Euphorbiaceae. The coding region runs from base 102 to 1502 and encodes 466 amino acids. The transcript has a single exon.